AUGUAUCGGCUGGUAUUAAUUUGGGUGGUCUUAUUUUUCACUUGGUGCUCCGCACAAUCCAAUAAGCCUUGUCCGUUAAAUACACUUAAAGAAUAUAAAGAGAGUAAAUCUUUUUUGUCUGGUAUACUUCAAAUCAUUUCUCCUAUUUGCGAUAAUAAUCAUCAACUGGUUACCUGUAAAAACAAACUGAUUGAUGAAACAUGUAAUACCCAUAUAAAGAAUUGCGAUAAUCCCAAUUGGCAUACCGCUCUCUGUCUCGACCAAGUUUGCUACUGCGGGAAUUCUACUGACCCUUAUCUCGCUUCCAUACUUCCAAAAACAUGCACCAAUGCAAGCGAAUGUCCUAAAUGUAGUGGUAACCGUGUGAAAGCGUGUAAAAAUAAGAAAUGUGGUUGUGAUUAUCCGCCCGCAAAACCCCCAGCUCCCUCCUCCUCCGCCUUCUCCUCCUCAUGUGCCAAGCUUCACGAGUCGUGUAGUCAGAAAGGGUGUUGUGAUGGCUAUUGCCAUCAACGGACAUUCAAUGAUCAUCCCACCUGUGAGGUCGUUGCCUUUAACACAGAAGAUUGUUCCAGCGGUAUUCAUUGCCAGGAUACAUCGCAAUGCAUUCGCGGACGGUGCUCACUCCAAUUUCAUUCCGAUUGUGAUUUUGAUGGCGCUGUAUGCCCUUAUGGUUCGCAUUGUGGACCUGUGAAUGUGUUUGUCACGGGCACGAAUAGAAGAUGCGAAUGUGAUCAUUCUUGGGUAGACGGCAAAUGCUACAUCGGAAAACAAUGUGAUCUUGAUUUCUUUGGGGUGAAAGAGCUAUGUCAAUGCCGUCCGGGCAUUGGCGAUUAUUGUUAUGCUGGCACAGGUACCAGUGAAAAAUGCAAAGAAGCGUGUUACGCACACAGACCGGCGUGCAAAACGACUUAUACCGUGAAUUUGGCGGGUUUGCAGGCAUGUAGAACUUUUGAACCCGGCACAUGUAAAAACUACUAUAUGAAUUGGUCAAAUAAAACCAUUGAAAUAACUGAUUCAUUGGCUAGAAGGUUGACUGAGUGUGGUCACAAAAUAUAA
This is a messenger RNA of Halteromyces radiatus, 1056 nucleotides long. RefSeq lists its product as uncharacterized. NCBI's taxonomy places the organism in Eukaryota, Fungi, Mucoromycota, Mucoromycetes, Mucorales, Cunninghamellaceae. Bases 1 to 1056 code for a protein of 351 amino acids. The record is from RefSeq and is a predicted model, not a curated record. The transcript has a single exon.